Danio rerio (zebrafish) is the source of this 2190-nucleotide messenger RNA. It is a transcript of the gene rhoaa, whose product is annotated as ras homolog gene family, member Aa. Gene Ontology annotation, molecular function: GTP binding; G protein activity; GTPase activity. The record is from RefSeq and is marked provisional. Gene Ontology annotation, cellular component: plasma membrane. Lineage: Eukaryota; Metazoa; Chordata; Actinopteri; Cypriniformes; Danionidae.
CCUUGGGGUCGUACAGGAAAAGAUAAAGAAAGCGAGGACAUCUGAAACGAAAACGAUGGCUGCGAUUCGUAAGAAGCUUGUAAUCGUUGGAGAUGGAGCCUGUGGAAAGACGUGUUUACUCAUCGUUUUCAGUAAAGACCAGUUUCCUGAGGUUUACGUUCCCACAGUGUUUGAGAACUAUGUCGCUGAUAUUGAGGUGGAUUCAAAACAGGUGGAACUGGCUCUAUGGGAUACAGCUGGCCAAGAGGACUACGACAGGCUGAGGCCCCUGUCCUACCCAGACACUGAUGUCAUCCUUAUGUGCUUUUCCAUAGACAGUCCUGACAGUUUGGAGAACAUCCCAGAGAAAUGGACGCCAGAAGUAAAACAUUUCUGCCCUAAUGUUCCAAUAAUACUGGUGGGUAAUAAAAAAGAUUUACGGAAUGACGAGCACACUCGACGGGAGCUGCAGAAGAUGAAACAGGAACCAGUUAAACCAGAGGAGGGACGAGACAUGGCUAAUCGCAUCAAUGCCUUCGGCUACCUUGAGUGUUCAGCUAAAACUAAGGAGGGCGUGAGGGAAGUGUUUGAAAUGGCCACAAGAGCGGCGCUCCAAGCCAAGAAACGUGGCAAGAAGAAUGCCUGCGCUUUGCUAUAGAGAACACAAGUGGAAAAUGAGAAGAACGAGGGAGGGAAAAGGGGUAACCAAACACGGCCAAGGAAAAUGAAAGAGCUCUAAAAGUUCGCAAAUAGAGGGAAGAAACAGCCCCUAGUGUUAAUUAUGUACUCGGGGGUUCAGGGAGGGUCAUUUUCAAUCCAGGCCAAAAGAAACUACAGAAGAUAGUAGGGACAGCUGCACCGGCAAACAAAAGGGACUUAAACAUUUCACAAAAGGCCAUCAGUCCUCUUUCAAAUCAAGAUUAGUUGACCUUAAAGCCUUCAGACUGAUUGAUCACGGAGCAAGGAUAGCGUAUUUGUAGAGUAAAGAUUGACGUGGGUUCACAGUGAUUGCGUUCGAGGUGGGAUUAAAUGCCAUGUAUUCUUUGGCCCCUUUGAUUAGAAGAUCAGCACUGUAAGCAAGAACUUGGUCUAAAAAAAAUAGAUUCCUUUUUUGGCAGUAAAUGCAUUAUUCAGGGUGUAAAAGGCAUUAGUUACUACCCUACAUCGCUUAUGCUACAUGUCAAGCGGGGAGUUGUUUUUUUGGAUCAAGACAUUGGCGCACAAUGUAAUACUCUAGUUGACUACCUUAGAAACCUCCCAGGAACCCAGUGCCGUCUUAUGUAAAACAUUCAUGACUGAUUUUCUGAUAUAUAUACAUUUUUUUCUUGCAUUAACACGCUAAUACUGUUUGAUAACACAACUGGUUCCUCUGUGCCCUCCUGUCCUGUCGCAGAAUCGACGGUUUAAUCGCUGGUUUAAAGUAGCUGAAAGUAGUAGUAGUCUUACAAUUCUUUAUUCCAGUUAAGUAUAUCUUGUACUUUGUUGCCAUUUGCCUAUAAAAUUCUAAGUAAGAUGCAUUAAGCAAUGAUCAUACUAAUUCACCUUUUUGUGAGUAUUUUAUGUGCUUGCUCAUGUAUUGUAAUUAAAAAAAAGAACAAAAAAACAAAAACAAUUUUGGGUUAAUCAGCCUUCGUGGAGCUCCAAGCAGAACUGCAGCUCUGUAUGUUGACUGUCAGACACUGUUUGAUUUUGGCUAUAUAUAUAUUUAUAUAUAUAGAUACGUUUUUAUCAUAGGUGACAGUAAUGUAAUUUACCCCGUAUUACUCUUUGCCUGCAUGACAGGCUUUUAUUUGGUGUGCAGAAAUCAAAUAUAUGUUUAUCUCACUGUAUAAAUGAGAAGCUCCCUCCAUUUUCACUCCAUGUCUUUUUAUUAUUCCCCUCUUUCUUCUCCAGUACUGUGCAUUUUUUAUGUUUUUUUGUUUUGUGAAAUUCUACUGGCUUAUACUAUAUCAUUUUUGCAUAUUUUACAAAUUCUAGUAUCUUAGAAUUGAAUUAAAGAAGGACAAAAGAUAGUAAAAAUGUGACUGAGAGAGAGAGAGAGCUGUUUAAUGCCAUAUUAUUAAAUGCAAGUCAUUUCUUAGAAGAGAUUCUGCAUUUCAUUGUAAGAGAAAAAGCCUUUGAUGCGUCAAUUAUCUUUUGUAUACCAGUGCAUCUUUGGAUUUCCACAGACUCAUUUGAAUUGUACUGAAAAAAUAAAUUCUUAUAGGGUAA